Messenger RNA from Rhizophagus irregularis DAOM 181602=DAOM 197198, 666 nucleotides. RefSeq lists its product as uncharacterized. The record is from RefSeq and is a predicted model, not a curated record. Lineage: Eukaryota; Fungi; Glomeromycota; Glomeromycetes; Glomerales; Glomeraceae.
UUUCAUUAAUUACACACAUUCUCUUAUUGAACAUAUUUGCUUUUCGUGCUAUACAAAAUGAAACUUUCUUUAAUAUUAUUUGCCUUAAUGGCUUUGAUAGUAUCUGUAGUUUUAGCUUUGCCAACUCCUGAGAGAGUGGAAAUAGCUCGUGAAAUUAAACUUAAGCGUGAUCCAAACGAUUAUGUUAAGAAAAUUUCCCGAAGAAAAGCGACAAAACCUCAUGAAUUAACUCAGAAGGAAAUUGAACAAUGGGAAAAAUAUUGGUCAAAAACUGUUGGGGCAGGAAAAAUAAGAAAAUAAUAAAAAUACCAUUGUCGUUCAACACAUCUAAAUCAUUAUUUAAAUUAAAAUUGCGUUCUAUAUCAGAAAAUUAUAUUUUUUGGAUUUAGAAUCUUUCCCUUUGCUCCAAAACAUCAAUUUUGACUCAUUUCGAUGACAAUAAUUUUUUUUACAUUAUAUAAUAAUUUUAUUAUAAUGUUUAAAUUUAUUUUCAUUCAUUACCUAUAAUUAAUUAAAUAAUUAUUAUUCAGGUUAUUUAACAUACAUACAUCCUAUAUCAUCGAUCCCUCAUAUAGAAAAUCUCACAUAAUAUAUAUAGUAGUAAUAAUUAAUUUAAUUUAUAAACGCAAAUAAACCAGUUUUGCGGCUUAAUAAAAGAGGCUUAGU